Haliotis rufescens (red abalone) is the source of this 2187-nucleotide messenger RNA. RefSeq names its product flavin-containing monooxygenase 5-like. NCBI's taxonomy places the organism in Eukaryota, Metazoa, Mollusca, Gastropoda, Lepetellida, Haliotidae. Gene Ontology annotation, molecular function: NADP binding; N,N-dimethylaniline monooxygenase activity; flavin adenine dinucleotide binding. The record is from RefSeq and is a predicted model, not a curated record. The coding region runs from base 518 to 2092 and encodes 524 amino acids. The transcript is spliced from 9 exons.
UAAUUCAUGAUAAAUAUGACGUUGAGAAUCGAACUGGCUUUGCAAACUCAAUAACCAAAUCGUGAAUUUCAACAAGAGAUGUGAGUUACUUCCCUUUGACUAAAUCUCCUCUUCGUCCGGUCUGCUCAUCGAGUUGAGUGGGCGUGAUACGCUUGAAAAAUCCGAGGACAUCUACAAAGCUGAUGCACACAUUUAGGGCAUCAGUUCAAAGAGUUGCAUGGGGCCAUUUGCAUGUGUUUUCGGACCAUCACGGGACGAGCGCGUGACCGACCUCGAGUUGUCUCUAAUCAGACAGCCUCAUAAGACACAUUCACUCAUGAUCUAAUGAGGGUUGACGGUGCAACAUCAACACUUGGAGGACGCAGUGGCCGCUAUACAGGUUCAUACAAGCUAUAUGUCAAUGCCUGAAGUCCUUCGCGUCAAGGUGCAAGUACAGUCGAUUCGAAGUCGGUAAUUUGGGAGGUGACAUUAAGAAGUCGAGAAGUAGAGCGUGUCUUGACGAACAGGGAUCCCUGACAUGGCGGGUCUACGUGUGGCUGUGAUCGGUUCCGGGGUUGCGGGUCUGGCGUCUGUCAAGUCCUGUCUGGAGGAGGGACUGGAGCCUGUCUGUUUUGAACAACACAGUGACAUUGGCGGAACAUGGUACGUCACUGAAGAGUUCAGGCCAGGUCAGGGUGCAAGGGCGUACGAUUCGCUUAUACUCAACACGAACAAGGGACUGACGUGCUUCAGUGACUUCCCCUUUCCCGAGGAUGCUCCGCCAUUCCCGACAGGACAACAUAUGUAUCCGUACCUGAAAAGCUACGCGGAGACAUUUGGGCUGGAGAAAUACAUUCAGUUUAACACAAAGAUCCAUACUGUAACUAGAAGCAACGAUUAUGAAACCACCGGAAGUUGGGACAUUGAGACGGAAGUAAAUGGCGACCGGAAGUGGACGACAUUCGCUGCGGUGUUUGUCUGCACUGGUGUCAACGCCCAGGCUUAUACUCCCAACAUCGAAGGUGUUGAGAAGUUUGCAGGAACUGUUGAACAUUCUCAGACAUUCAAAUCAGGGUCCAAAUAUCAGAACCAGAGGAUACUUGUUGUUGGCAAUGCCCACUCAGCUGGGGACGUGGCCACCGAUACCAGUAGACACGCUCAGCAAGUCUAUUUAUCUGUUGGGAGAGGAACAUGGAUACUGGGUCGAUGUCAGGACGGUGGUAUUCCCUUGGACUUUAUGCUGAGGCGUAUUUUCACUAUGUUACCACUUCCGGAAUCCUUAUUUGGCAAGGCCAUCAUGAGAAAAGCAAACGCAAGACUUGAUCAUGUGAAAUACAAGCUGUACUCGGGGAUACCCGCCCCUGUCGGCGCUGUCAUGAUUAAUGAUGAACUUCAAAUGAGGAUUGUUUGCGGGAAAGUUAAAAUCGUGGGAAAUCUCGCGAGACUUGGCGAGAGACAUGCGGAAUUCGACGAUGGGACAACGGUCUCGGACCUUGAUGGUGUAAUAUUUGCAACAGGAUUGCAACGGAAUCUACCAUUUCUCGACCCUGUCGUGGGAGCAAGUGAGGAGAAACUGGAAUGGUACCAGAUGGUGUUUCCAGUUCAUCUUCCACACGCGACGAUGGCCAUGAUUGGCUUUUUCAGAACCCAAGGCUCCCUGGUACCCGUAGCUGAGCUUCAAGCACGGCUCGCUGCAAGAGUGGUCUCCAAGAAACACAAACUUCCUACUAAAUCUGUGAUGCUGAAAAAUAUUGAUCGAUGGAAUAAUAGCUUCCUGCGAACAUAUGGGUACUACAAAUAUUCGUUUCCGAAUGUUCAGUUUAGGGACGAAAUAGCUGCGGAACUUGGGGUGAAGCCAUCUUUGUUGGAGGUCUUGAAGCUUGGACCAACUGUUGCAUUCCAGUAUUACUUCGGCCCUGCCUUCACCGUGCAUCAUCGCCUCACUGGCCCCGGAGCUUGGGACGGAGCAACACGAGCAUGCGCAGAGGCACAGCUUGGGGGCUUUGCAAAACAGCCUCGUAAAGUGCCGGAGAUUAAAACAAAUAAGCAUUUUCUGUUGGGGCUAAUUAUUUUACCUGUUUUGUUUGGAAUAUUGUGGGCAUUUAUCUUGUAGGGAACAUAGUGUUUCUUCAAAGAGAGACAGUACGUGUUUCCGUUUUACCGCACAGUAUUUUUAGCCUGAGAUUUUGACAUUUCUUCAAAGAGAGA